This is a messenger RNA of Drosophila novamexicana, 1799 nucleotides long. RefSeq names its product CDP-diacylglycerol--glycerol-3-phosphate 3-phosphatidyltransferase, mitochondrial (gene PGS1). Lineage: Eukaryota; Metazoa; Arthropoda; Insecta; Diptera; Drosophilidae. Bases 188 to 1672 code for a protein of 494 amino acids. Gene Ontology annotation, molecular function: CDP-diacylglycerol-glycerol-3-phosphate 3-phosphatidyltransferase activity. The record is from RefSeq and is a predicted model, not a curated record. Gene Ontology annotation, biological process: cardiolipin biosynthetic process. The transcript has 2 exons. Gene Ontology annotation, cellular component: mitochondrion.
CAGCACCGCAACAGCACGUAAACGUAAUUUUGAUAUGAUUUCGUAAAACGAGUUCAGUUUAUUUUAAUACUCAAUCCAACCAAUGAAUGAAACUAGCAUCACAGCUAGGUCGAACACUGCAACAGGAGCUGGCACGGCCAGAGUAGAGGAGUAGAGGAGUCCAAUAUUUAGAAGGCCCUCAACGAAAAUGAUGUACCUGCGCCGCCUAUUCACCCAAGAACUAUGUCCUGCCACCCAGAGCGACCUGUUGGGCUGCCUUCAGCAUGCACCGCAACAGUUAUUGUGUGGCGGAUUUGCAGGCUCGCCCGGUUUGGAGAGUCUAUCCUGGUUACACAAUCUGGCGCCAUGCUUUCCUCUUCGAGGCGAUCAGAUACAGGUCAUACACGAGCCUCAACACUUCUAUCAAACGCUGAUACAGCGCAUCGCUCAGGCCAAGCGACGCAUUGUGCUGGCCAGCCUGUAUCUGGGCACAGGUCAGCUGGAGAGCUCCUUUGUGCAGACGUUGCGUCAUAGCCUGCAGGCGGAGUCUUCAUUGCGCCUAAAUGUGCUAUUGGACUUUACACGCGGCACACGUGGUGCGGCGAACUCCAAGACCAUGCUCCUACCUCUGGUGCGCGAAUUUGGCGAACAGGUGCAAUUCUCGCUGUACCAUACGCCGGAUUUGCGCGGCAUGACCAAACGACUGGCGCCGCCGCGCUGGAACGAACUACUGGGACUACAGCACAUGAAGGUGUACUUGUUUGACGAUGCAGUGAUCAUAUCUGGGGCUAAUUUGUCCAACGACUACUUUACAAAUCGUCAGGAUCGUUACAUACUUAUUGAGGACAAACCGCUUGCAGAUUUCUAUGCGCAGUUCAUUGAGCGUGUGCAGGAGUUCAGCCUGGCUGUCGGCGCAGAUGCGGUAGAGGGACUGCAUCAUAGCUGGCGCAUACUGCCAUACGAAGGCACAAAAGAUCAGUUCAUUCGUCUGGCCAAGGAGCGUAUUACAAAUUUCGUUCAGGAAGCGUACCAAAAGCAAUUGCAGCUCAGGGAUCAGAACACACAAGCGGACACGUGGGUGUUUCCUCUGCUGGAGAUGGGCCAGAUUGGCAUACACCAUGACAGCGUGGUGACUAAGCAGUUGCUCUCUAAAUGCAUUGCUGGUUCACGCCUCAAACUGGCCACCGGCUACUUCAAUCUCACGCAGGAGUACAUGGACACCAUCACGCAUAAAUGUCUGGCGCAGUGUAGCAUUCUCAUGGCUCAUCCAAAUGCCAAUGGUUUCCAAGGUGCCAAAGGACCCGCCGGAGGCAUACCUGCUGCCUAUACACUGAUUGCGAAAAGCUUCUAUGAGAGUUUGGUGCGACGAAAGCAAAAUCAUCGAGUCAAUUUCUUUGAGUACGAGAAACCUGGCUGGACGUACCAUGCGAAGGGACUCUGGUAUUAUUUGCCCGAGGCUCGACUGCCCAAUUUGACGCUAAUCGGUUCCUCAAACUUUGGCGAGCGCUCGGUCAAUCGUGACCUGGAGACGCAAGUUUGCCUGGUGACCGCUAACAAAGACCUCAGCCAACGCCUUCAAAAUGAGGCGGAUCGCUUAUACGACAUGUCCACGACAGCGGAGCGUGAGAUUGUCCAGAGAAGUGUGCCUCGAUGGGUGCAGGCUGUGGUGCGCAUAUUUAGAAAUUUUUUUUAGUUAAUAUAGUCCACAUACUUAGUUCAAUUUGUUGAUCUUAUGGGUCAGUUACUAUAGUCUCCAAUAUGUGUAUUGUUUUGAGUUCUGGUUGUGCAUAUUGCUGUAAAUUAAUUUUUUACUCAGUCAU